Molecule: messenger RNA, 222 nt
Organism: Schistosoma turkestanicum
Lineage: Eukaryota; Metazoa; Platyhelminthes; Trematoda; Strigeidida; Schistosomatidae
Source: the annotation of a GenBank genome assembly
AUGAAUGUUGAUCACAAUAUUGAAAUUGAAAUCUUUUUUAUUUUAUUUUAUUAUUAUAGACCAGAAGGUAAAGAUUUUUCUAUACAUCGACUUAUAUUGGGUACGCAUACAUCGGAUGAACAAAAUCAUCUACUCAUUGCUAGUGUUCAUAUGCCAAAUGAUAAUGCACAAUUUGAUCCGAAUAGUUAUGAUGUUGAACGUGGUGGUAAGUUUUUUUUGUAA